Messenger RNA from Ruditapes philippinarum (Manila clam), 4795 nucleotides. RefSeq lists its product as uncharacterized. NCBI's taxonomy places the organism in Eukaryota, Metazoa, Mollusca, Bivalvia, Venerida, Veneridae. The transcript has 8 exons. The record is from RefSeq and is a predicted model, not a curated record. Gene Ontology annotation, molecular function: protein binding. Bases 186 to 2054 code for a protein of 622 amino acids.
UGUUUUUGACAUUGGUAGAAUUAAAGUGCAAUACACUAUCAAAUUGAAACACGCAGAUCAUGAUUUCAAGUGUAAACCCGGAAGAUAAAUUUCGUUGUGUCAAGUGAGAUAUAAAUAUUUAUAUAUCUACCGUGCAGACGAACAGUUUAACAAUUAAGGGAAGUUGUGAUAUUUGAUAUCUGUGUAUGGUAGAAAAAAUUUCAUUUUUUUUAAGUGAUCACAGGUCAAUAAUGAAUAUACCGGAAGGGGAAAACGUCUGCUGUGCUUCUGAUCUUUUCGAGUAUGACGAGACAAAGACGUUAAAUCUACGAGAGUUUUUCCUGCAUCACAAAGAUAAGUUCCCAAUGUUGAUUGUUAUUAUAGGCGGUCACUACGGGGAGACAAAAUUUGAUUGUUACGAUAAUCUACAGGUAUUGCGUGUUCACUGUUAUACAUCUCAGCCACGUGUUGUAGCAGACGACGCUAGACUAAAUCCCAGACACCAGAAAGGUUACAUCACAAUACCGGAAGAUACCCUGAUAAAAUUCAGAGUCGUUAAGGGACACACAAAAUUGGGAAAUCCGCAGCCACUGUCGGAACUACUGGAAGAAAACAACCAACUUCCGAUUCUGGUACAGAUGGCAUGCGACUCCCGGUACCCUGUCAGGAUCGGCACUACUAAAUACCAUGCUAACGAUUUGGGUAACAUUAUGAUUAAAGAAAAAUACGAGGAACAUUUCUUUCUGAUGAAUGCCAUAGAUACAAUCGAGCUAGAUAUGAACAAGUUAACAUGUAUGGCAUGCUUAUCUGAAGACCUAGAUGCUACGCCCAUUACGGGAUUCAAAUACGGGUCAAAGGAGGAAUUUGACAAAUUUUGCCGGAAACUGUCGAAGGAUGUGGCGGAAAGUGGCGAGUCAUAUGAUACUCGCCAAGGCAAUAACGAUUUUGGAGAACAUUCUUUUGAUGAAAUGCGAAGACUGUUAGAGAUAUCUAACUGCGCAACUGGUUUAUUGAGCGAGGAUCAAGAGGCAGAAAGUUUUGGUUUUGAGGAUGACUAUUACGAAGAAAUGCCACCUAUUGUUCCGUCAAGAGUUCCUGUUCAACCUCAAAUAACGAUAGAAGCAGGCCAGCCAAACAUAGAUAAAGCGAAAACAGAAAACACUAAACCAGCUCAUAAAAACAAACCGCCUGCACGUUCUUCCCCGAAAGUUCAACGAAAAGAUAAAAAUACAAAAUCUCCCUUUGGAUUUUUCAAACGGAAACAUCAUAAUGUUAAAGAAAAUGAAGAUCCAUCGGCAAAUGAACCUGAAUUGCCAAUAGAAAACACCGACACAAAUGAAACUCUUAACUCAAACAUCGGUCAGUUACCAUCACCACCGAAAGUUCCACCACACGUUAAAAAGAUUGCUGUAACUGAAAGUGACACGUAUUCGUAUGCAGAUAUAAAAGCUGGUUAUGUUACGUUAGAAGCUGCUAAUAGAUCAUACCAGAACACAAAAAUAGGCAGAGCGACUGUGAAACCAAUGCCGGUUGUAAGUAAAGUUGAUGAGGAUUCCAAUUAUAAAGGGAUGGAAAUAAAAAACAGAACCGGAGUACAAUCCAAUAUAGAUCGACCUGAAGAUGAUCAAAACACGGAUAAUGUUUACACAGAGAUGGCAGUAGAAAACGAUCAACUCACAGAACAGUCCGAAGAACCGUCAGAAGAGUAUGGGAGUAUUGGAUUUACACAAAGUUACAACAAAGGAUACACGAAGCUGUCUCAAGCACCGGUUUCACCACAAACGCCGUCAGAACAAGAACAUAAAGUCUUCAGUGACAUAGAGAAACAAAGACCUGAGAAUGUUAAGGAUGAUGAAGAUUUGAUAAGCGUCAAGGCUAUGUCUAUAAAUGAAAUUGGUGAACAUCUAAAAUCCUUGAAACUUGAACAAUAUACUGAAGUCUUUAAAGAAAAUCAAAUAGAUGGCUUAAUACUAGCUAAUCUUAGUGUUGAAGAUUUACAGAACGAACUUGGUCUCCGGAAAAUAGAAGCCAUCCGAUUAAAUAAGUUUGUUACAGCAGGCCAUAUUCCUAGAUAAACACUGACGAUUCAAAUCCGUUUUAAUUAAGUUGUAAUCAAUAAUGUUAACCAAGGUUAUUUAUCAUCAUUACAUGUGAUAUAUGCAAUAGAAAGAGCAUCGAAACACGAGGCUAUCUGAUUUGUACGAGGGGGCGUAGCCCUCGAGUAUAAAUCAGAUUGCCGGGUGUUUUGAUGUCUUUUCUCUUUUGUAUCAUAGCCAAACAUAAAAACGCGUUCCCUGAUACCACAAUAUGAAACCCCACAAAAAAGUAACCAAUGAACGAGCAUCUGAAUAUGAUAUUUCCAUCGCUAUCCGUUUCUCUGUCGUCACAAUAUGUAAACCCCGGACAAAAUGAACCAAUCAAUAGUGCGUGUAACUAAUAGUCCUGCUGCACUCCAGUUAACGCACUGUGCAUGUAUAUGUAUACGAUUUUACUCUGUCACAUUUUCAACAGAAAGGUCCCCAAACUAUGAUACAAAAGGGAUGUGUACCACGUGUUCCGAUGACUGUUGUAACAAAGUUUUUGCUACUUCUCAACUGAAGCAGAUUUUACAGUAAUUUAAUGAAUCGAGUUCUUUUAAAUCGGUUCAGUUUGUGAACAUAUUGUCACAUGUUUUUGAACUGUCAUAGUUUUGAAGAGUCGUCAGAUACUUUUAUGAGCACUAGUAUUGACAUGAUUGUAUGCUUAAAGAUCCUGUAACACAAUUUCUUUUUAUGGUUUAAUAUCAUAAAUAUGACGCUCAAAUUAAGAUUUAUCAUCAAUUUGUAAGUUCCAAAAAGCAUUAUUUAUAAAGAUGUUACCGAAUUUAACAUUUCAUGUAAAUAAAGGGAGGUAAUAAAAAAUAUUUUCUAUAAAGUCUAAAUCAAAUUUUUCAAUAAAAAAUGAAUGCAUAAAUAUAUUUUAAUGAUUACAUAUGAAAAUGUACAAAUAUUUGCAGUAUAUAUUUUACAUAUUCUUUUAUGCUUGAAAAUUGUUUUAUAAGCAUAAUUAUAUACAUGUACAUAUAUAUAAAAUUUCAAAUUAGUGUGGUAUACAACCUCAUUGGGGUCCGUACUCGACAGCGCAAGCUGCAUUUUGUGCCCUCGCGGGCGGAUGGACCCUCAUUAAGCUUAAACUAGAAGUAGAAGUAUACAACCUCAAAUACAACAUAUUUUAACCUUAUUUAUCUUUUUUGCGAAACCCUAUAAAAUUGUUAAACUACGUGCAUUUGGUUAUCGCGGAAGGGGGAUAGUGGGGGUUAAUGGGAAAUGGGGUUGGGUAAAGUGGAAGGGGUUGGGCAGUGGUUAAGUUGUAGGACUUGCCCUUUGGGAGUGAAAUGACUCCAGUAAUAUCAAGGUCAGUGUUUAUUCACCAGAUUAAGGCAUUUGUAAAUAUGUAGUUUAGGGGGUGGGGUAAAAGUUGAGGUAUAUUUUGCGAUUUCAUAAUGGGAUUGAAACAUGUGCACUGUUAGUCAUUUGGCAAUUGCCUUAAACUGUAAAAUGCUAGAACGUGCCCUUUGUAUGAAGCAAGAACUGAAAUCUUCCAUUCCUUUUUUCAUGUUUUCCAUAAUUUUCUUUGUUUAAGCAAUAUUUAUUUUAGAUUAUUAUCAUCACGCUAGCAAUUCAUACGUCGGCAUAGCAAAUAUGUAAUCAUGCUUGUUAAUCAUUUCACUUAUCAUUUUUUUCACUAUUCUUUUACUUUGAUUUUGGAUGCAAUACCAUAACUUUGAAUUACUUUUCAUAAACGCAUUUCCUACACAUUGUCCAAACAUACGAAACAUGUAUAACUUUUCCCAAAAUUUAUGGGCAUUAAUCUUAGCCUCACUGAAAGUGAUAAGCUUUUGCAAUCAGUAUUGAGCUAGGCCAGUCUGCAUAUCCAUAUCUGCCCGUUGCUGUGCAAUACUGAUCAGUUUAUGUAUUUACCCACGCAUUCGCAAUGUGCGUGGGACAGAAAGACACCACAUUGCACAGGAAAGAAGUAGGCGUGCUGACUAACUUUAAAUUAUCAGCUUGAUAUCACAAAAAUAAAACAACGUAGACAAUUCCAAAAAUGGUAACUGGGCAAGACCAUUAAAGAAUUCAGCAGGUUACAUAUGAAUUAUUUCAUACAUGUAUUUCACUUUUCUCUUAAAUAUUGAGAGCAUUAUAUAUAUUUUAUAAUGAAUUUUACAUACAGACAACUCUUACAAAGAUCAGAGAACGAAAUCACUGUACCAUUUACAGCACGCCUAUAGACAUUUUUACACUACGAUAUUUCCUUAGAAACGGAAGAAACAUUGCGCGCAUGCGUAUUAUGCGUUGCGCAAAAAGGAUAAAGGGAAAAUACUAUUUAACAACGUCAUAGACAACUUGAUCUAAUCUAAAUUAUCAACGUUUAGUUAACAAUAAUUUAUUUUGAUAGAUAAUUAUGCAUAGGUAAAUAUAAUUCAUUAUGUAUGUUUAGUUUCUUUGUAAUAAAAAUCACAUUUUACUUCUGGCCACUGUAUCAUAUAUUGCAAGUCUAUACAAGUCAUGUUUCUUCGAUCACAGGAAGUUAAUGUGUUUCAUCAUUGUAACUUUAGAAAAAAAGACAAUACUUUGUGUCAAAGUUAUGUUUAUCAUUUAUCUCAUAUUUCACUUUUAUAUUAAUUGAGGAUAUUUUAUUCAAAUAAAAACUCAUUGUAAAUGUUAGAGCAUAAUCAAGAUUGUCAUCUGCUUUUCAUUGUUAUAUUAUUACAAAAUUAAAUCGAUUUAUUUCUAUUCUCUGAAAUAAUUCUCUGAAUAAAAUAUGAAAUAUUGUA